This is a messenger RNA of Heteronotia binoei (common prickly gecko), 4346 nucleotides long. RefSeq names its product SPT16 homolog, facilitates chromatin remodeling subunit (gene SUPT16H). Gene Ontology annotation, molecular function: nucleosome binding. Gene Ontology annotation, cellular component: FACT complex. The record is from RefSeq and is a predicted model, not a curated record. Gene Ontology annotation, biological process: transcription elongation by RNA polymerase II; positive regulation of transcription elongation by RNA polymerase II. NCBI's taxonomy places the organism in Eukaryota, Metazoa, Chordata, Lepidosauria, Squamata, Gekkonidae. The transcript has 26 exons. Bases 100 to 3255 code for a protein of 1051 amino acids.
GGUGGCGGCGUGUUUCGCUUCCGGGUCCGCCGGGGGUCGCAGUGGCGGCGCGAACGCGGCGGGAGGCGGGGCCUGCGGCGCAGCGGAGGAGCCGCUUCCAUGGCGCUAAGUCUGGACCGCGAGGCCUACUACCGCCGCAUCAAGCGUCUCUAUAGCAACUGGCAGAAAGGAGAAGACGAAUAUGCCACCAUUGACGCCAUCGUGGUCUCUGUCGGCGUGGACGAAGAGACCGUCUAUGCCAAGUCCACUGCCCUGCAGACGUGGCUUUUCGGCUACGAACUCACCGACACCAUCAUGGUCUUCUGUGAGGACAAGAUCCUCUUCAUGGCCAGCAAGAAGAAGGUGGAGUUCCUGAAGCAGAUUGCAAACAGCAAGAGCAACGAGAGCACCAACGGGGUGCCGGCAAUCACAUUGCUCGUGCGGGAAAAGAAUGAAAGCAACAAGGCAAACUUCGACAAGAUGAUCGAAGCGCUGAAGGGCAGCAAGAACGGCAAGCGCAUCGGCAUCUUCAGCAAGGACAAGUUCCCGGGAGAGUUCAUGAACAGCUGGAACGAUUGCCUCCACAAGGAAGGCUUCGAGAAGGUGGACAUCAGCGCCGUGGUGGCCUACACCAUUGCCGUGAAGGAGGACGGGGAGCUCAGCCUGAUGCGCAAAGCGGCGGCCAUCACCGCAGAGGUCUUCACCAAGUUCUUGAAGGAGCGGGUGAUGGAGAUUGUGGACGUAGACGAGAAAGUACGGCACAGUAAGCUGGCGGAGUCGGUAGAAAAAGCCAUCGAGGAGAAGAAAUACCUCUCUGGGGCCGACCCCUCCACUGUGGAGAUGUGCUACCCGCCCAUCAUCCAGAGCGGAGGCCAUUACAAUCUCAAAUUCAGCGUUGUCAGUGAGAAGAACUACAUGCACUUUGGAGUGAUCACUUGUGCCAUGGGUAUCCGCUACAAAUCCUACUGCUCCAACCUGGUGCGCACGCUCAUGGUCGACCCGCCCCAGGAGAUGCAGGAGAACUACAGCUUCCUGCUGCAGCUUCAGGAAGAGAUGCUCAAGGAACUGCGGCACGGCGUGAAGCUGAGCGAGGUCUACGUCGCCGUCAUGGAUAUGGUGAAGAAGCAGAAGCCGGAGCUCUUGAGCAAAAUCACCAAGAACUUGGGAUUUGCCAUGGGCAUUGAGUUCCGAGAAGGAUCCCUCGUGAUUAACAGCAAGAACCAGUACCGCCUCAAGAAAGGGAUGGUUUUCAGCCUCAAUGUGGGGUUAUCAGAUCUUACCAACAAAGAAGGAAAGAAACCAGAGGAGAAGACUUACGCACUGUUUAUUGGGGAUACAGUGUUGGUGGAAGAGGAUGGUCCAGCUACUCUCCUGACAUCUGUUAAGAAGAAGGUGAAGAAUGUCUCUAUUCUGCUCAAGAAGGAUGAUGAAGACGAAGAAGAAGAAGAUAAGGACGAGGCCGUAGACAUGCUGGGGCGUAGCUCUCGAACAGCUUUGCUGACGGAAAGGACUCGGAACGAAAUGACGGCCGAGGAGAAGCGACGAGCUCACCAGAAGGAACUGGCCACGCAGCUCAACGAAGAAGCCCGCCGGCGGUUGACGGAGCAGAAGGGGGAGCAGCAGAUCCAGAAGGCUCGUAAGUCCAACGUCUCCUACAGAAACCCAUCCCUGAUGCCAAAGGAGCCGCACAUCCGGGAGAUGAAGAUUUACAUCGACAAGAAGUAUGAGACCGUCAUCAUGCCCGUCUUCGGCAUCGCCACGCCUUUCCACAUUGCCACCAUCAAGAACAUCAGUAUGUCUGUGGAAGGCGACUACACCUACCUAAGAAUCAACUUCUAUUGCCCGGGCAGCGCCCUGGGUCGCAAUGAGGGCAACAUUUUCCCCAACCCUGAAGCCACCUUUGUGAAAGAAAUAACAUACCGGGCUUCGAAUAUCAAAACGCCCGGGGAACAGACAGUGCCAGCCCUCAACCUCCAGAACGCCUUCCGCAUCAUCAAGGAGGUGCAGAAACGCUACAAAACCCGGGAGGCCGAGGAGAAAGAGAAGGAGGGGAUCGUCAAACAAGACUCGUUGGUGAUCAACCUGAACCGCAGCAAUCCCAAGCUGAAGGACCUUUACAUCCGCCCCAACAUUGCCCAGAAGAGGAUGCAGGGGUCCCUGGAGGCCCACGUCAAUGGUUUCCGCUUCACCUCUGUGCGGGGAGACAAGGUGGACAUCCUGUACAACAACAUCAAACACGCCGUGUUCCAGCCUUGUGAUGGGGAGAUGAUCAUCGUUCUCCACUUUCACCUCAAGAAUGCUAUCAUGUUUGGCAAGAAGCGCCAUACAGACGUGCAGUUCUACACGGAGGUGGGCGAGAUCACCACGGACCUGGGCAAGCAUCAGCACAUGCACGACCGGGAUGAUCUCUACGCUGAGCAGAUGGAGCGCGAAAUGAGGCAUAAACUGAAAACGGCGUUCAAAAGUUUCAUCGAGAAGGUGGAGUCGCUGACCAAGGAGGAACUGGAAUUCGAGGUGCCCUUCCGAGACUUGGGGUUCAACGGCGCCCCCUACAGAAGCACCUGCCUGCUCCAGCCAACCAGCAGCGCCCUGGUGAACUGCACUGAAUGGCCCCCCUUUGUGGUGACGCUGGACGAGGUGGAGUUAAUCCACUUUGAGCGCGUGCAGUUCCACCUGAAGAACUUUGACAUGGUCAUCGUCUACAAAGACUACAGCAAGAAGGUCACCAUGAUCAACGCCAUCCCCGUGGCUUCUCUGGACCCCAUCAAGGAGUGGCUCAACUCUUGUGACAUUAAAUACACAGAAGGGGUGCAGUCCCUUAACUGGACCAAAAUCAUGAAAACCAUCGUGGACGACCCAGAGGGCUUCUUUGAGCAAGGCGGCUGGUCGUUCCUCGAGCCCGAGGGAGAGGGAAGCGACGCCGAAGGCGGGGAUUCCGAAUCCGAGAUCGAGGACGAGACGUUCAACCCCUCCGAGGAUGAGUACGAGGAGGAGGAGGAGGACAGCGAUGAGGACUACUCUUCCGAGGCAGAAGAAUCAGAUUGCUCCAAGGAGUCCCUGGGCAGCGAGGAGGAGAGCGGGAAGGACUGGGACGAGCUGGAGGAAGAAGCGCGGAAAGCUGACCGAGAGAGCCGGUACGAGGAGGAAGAGGAGCGGAGCCGCACCAUCAGCCGCAAGAGGAAGGGCCCGUCGUCCCAGAGCUCCAGCCACAACCGCAGUUCCCACAGCCGCAGCCCCGCCCGAAGCUCGGGCCCUCCCAAGAAGAAGAGGAAGUAGAUUGCGAACUCUAGCUUUUCUUCCCACCCCCACCCCCCGCACCACCCCCACCACCCCCAAGCCAACCUUAGGGGGGACGGGUUCGGGCUUCGAGACGUCAUCCCGCUGCCAGCAUUUAGGGCAUGGGGGUGGCCGGCCUCUCCCCACAAAACUUUACAUCUUUCCCCCACAUGCACACACACACACACACACCCCUCACCCGUUUCUGUUUUCUCUCGGAAGGAAUAUAUAUAUAAUUAUUAUUAUUUGGAGGGGGGGGGUUCAGCUUUUUUCGUUUUCGUCCCUCGAGCCUUUUCUGACCAUUCGUACGGACCAAUCAGCUGUGAGAGAAUUCCAGGCCCCUCCUUUUUUUCUUGUCACCACGGACGUGCCAUUUUUGCCGAGGGGAGGCACAGGACGGGAGAGGCUCAGGAGUGUGGUGUCAAGUGAUGCGCUUCUCUGCAGUUCCCACCUUCCCCCUUUUCUUUCGCCCUCGCCUUUCCCCCUCUCCCAGCGGGUCUGCCGGCUUUGGAGCCCUCUUCCCCACACAGCUCCCUUCCUUGACUCCCAGGAUCUUCGUUCUUAAGACCGGCCGGGGCCUGGAGGGACCGUUGGCCUGAGAGUUGCACUUGAGCAAGAACAAGCGCUUCAGGGAAGUGGACCCCCGAUGCUGCGGGGGGGGGGGGGCACAGGGUGUUUCUGUUCAGUUUCUCAAAUCAAAACCCCGCAAAGCGCAGAAGAAUCCCAUCUCAGAACAGUAAUGGGGAGGGGAGGAAAGAGGCGCACGAGAAAAGCGCUCUUGCAAUUAUUUUCUGUUUCACAUUGUCAGGCUCUGUCCGUAUUUAUCUGUUUUUGGUAUUUUCCUCUCAGUCGGGUCUCCAGUGAGCGAGUGUUUGAGGACAGGAAAGGGCACAGGAGGGGUUGAAUUCAUCGCCUGCCCCCUCCCCCCUUUGUUUUUCUUCUGGGGAGGGGGGGGGGGUUCAGUGAUUCAGGGCGGGGGGGAGCUUUCUCAGAUCCUCUUUUUUUCCCCGGUAGCCGUUUAGCACCCGGUAUUUUUGACUUUGGAAAAACUGAUCAAUAAAAAUGUUUUUUUUAAGGAUUUGGAAAGUUUA